Messenger RNA from Aspergillus caelatus, 1343 nucleotides. Its product is annotated as extracellular proline-rich protein. Bases 312 to 1145 code for a protein of 277 amino acids. The transcript has a single exon. Lineage: Eukaryota; Fungi; Ascomycota; Eurotiomycetes; Eurotiales; Aspergillaceae. The record is from RefSeq and is a predicted model, not a curated record.
UGGCCCUCCGGUAUUGCCGGUCAAUGGGGUGACUGCUAUAGAAUUUUCUAUUCUGUUUUGGGGAAGUGUGGGUGUGCUGCUAUUACGUACAAGUCGUAUGGGAGCAUAUCGUGACUGACUUAUAUAAAGACGAGGCGAUCUACCUUUUUCUUCAGGUUUUUCUAGAUCUAUACGUCUUACGUUCUAGCGCUAGCAUACCACCAAUACCAAGUACUACAGUCGUUUCUUCUCAAUCCAUACUACCUUUCGUUUAGCAGCCCUUCGCCCUCGCUUCUUCUUUUAGGUAGCUGAUCUACUCAGUUCAAGUCACCAUGCGUUCUAUGCUCUUGCUGUCUACCCUUGCCGGCUCUGCCCUCGCACUGCCGGGAGUUUACCAUCACGGGUUCAACUCAACCUCUCCCUCUCACAGUGCCACCCACUCUCAUACUCUUCUUCCUACCGGUGGCGGCGGCGGAGAGAAGCCCACCGAGACAGGAAAGGGUGGUGAGUCUCAGACCACCACUGCUCCCGGAGGCUCUGGCUCUGUUCCCGGAACCACAGUGACCUCAACGAUCACCGACACCAUUACCAAGACGACCUUCAAGCCCUGCUCAACCCCAGUCCACACCGAAGGUGGCACCACCUACUAUAGUUCCUGGGUGACUGCUUCCACCUAUGAGACUACCACCUGCUACACCACCACCACCGUCCUGACUUCCACUCCUACCGCCGCUUCCACUGCCCCUGCUGAGACCACCGCCGUCGUCCCUGCUCCCAGUGGUGGUCAUGGCUCCGAGACCUGCCCUCCUGCCUCCACCGUCACCGUGUAUGUCACAGUUGGCAACGGUGGCUCUGGUGCUACCACCACCGUUGCUCCCGGUGGUCAGGGUGGACACCACUGCGAGCGCUGCGAGACCAUUACCUAUACCAACACCCAGGGCUACACUACUACCAUCGUGAUCCCUCCUAUCCCAGAGCCCACUGGCACUGAGACCGAGCAGACCACAACCACCGAGGUGCCCUCCUCUACCACUACUGAGACCAACAAGCCCACCGGCACUGGAUCCCACCACAUCCACACCAAGCCUACAGGAACCGGCAAUGAACCCGCUCCCACCGAGACCAAGACCUGGCAUGGUGGCCAUCACAGUGUUGUUCGCAACUAAGCUGAUAUAGUAUAUGGCGUUCUCCUUCAGACGCCGAUUGAAGAGUUAUGCUUUCUAGUACCUCAUAUGCAGCAAGAAUGAGGUUUUUACGGUCCUUAAUGACAUCUUGCAUAUAGUGAUUUGAUAUGCUGUUAUGUAUUUAUUUAUAGCCAUUCCUUAAUGUCUAGUCACUCCUUAAUGUUAUAGAGCUCAACAGAG